This is a messenger RNA of Siniperca chuatsi (mandarin fish), 3849 nucleotides long. RefSeq names its product cholinergic receptor, nicotinic, alpha 5 (gene chrna5). The transcript is spliced from 9 exons. The coding region runs from base 696 to 2126 and encodes 476 amino acids. Lineage: Eukaryota; Metazoa; Chordata; Actinopteri; Centrarchiformes; Sinipercidae. Gene Ontology annotation, molecular function: acetylcholine-gated monoatomic cation-selective channel activity; transmembrane signaling receptor activity. The record is from RefSeq and is a predicted model, not a curated record. Gene Ontology annotation, biological process: chemical synaptic transmission; regulation of membrane potential; signal transduction. Gene Ontology annotation, cellular component: synapse; postsynaptic membrane; neuron projection.
CACUCCUGCUGUAGCUGCAGCCAUUACGCUGCUCUGAAGAGAGGCGUGGCUGCGGUAGGAUCACAGGGCGCCUUAAUUAACAUAUAAAAGUAGCGCGAGGAAUGGCUCCAAAUGUAGCGGUGUCAAGAAUCUCUGGGUCCCCACAAUAUGCUGUCGCCAUGGAAGCAGACACACUCACACAUACAGAGAGGAUGUGGAGGUACAAAAUGUAGCAUUACAUGUGGCUGUGAACACCAGAUAAGAACCUGGAAACUGCUGUGAAAAUGUGAAGCAGAAUCUCAGUGGCAGAGCUGCCCUUGCAAUUCCCUGAUGCUGCUGUGGAGAGGCAGUGAGGUGGCCGCAUGGAGGGGUCGACUAUCCCUGCCUAUGAUCAGUGACCACAAGAAUGCUAGGAAAAGGGGGGGGGGGGGUUCUGGGCGGGCUCUCUGAAGGAAGAGGAGGAGGACGAGGAGGAGAUGAGGAUGGGUUGCCUUUGCACAAUGGGAGGCAGCAGGGAGUGAAGCAGCAUCUGUAAGAGGCGAGAGAAAGGAACCUGCGUGGAAUGGAGGAGCGCUAGAGCAGCACUGUCGCUGUCGUCAAGACUCCCGCCGCCUCCACCACCACUGCCACUCUGGAUUGUGUGUUAAUGGAAGAGACUCAGAGCAGCUCUGUGAUGCUUGAGGGACCAGCUGUGUGGAUCCAGUGCCACCUCUGAUAUGAUGCUGAGAGCAGGAGGGGCAGCCACCUCUCUCGCACUGCUGCUGCUGCUGCCGUUGCUGUGCUGCUGCCACCUGUGCCACUCACUGCGGGUUCCAAAACUCUCCUCUCAUGCAAAAGCAGAGGACAAGCUGUUCAAAUACCUCUUUGGAAACUACCAGAAAUGGGUUCGUCCAGUGGAAUACCUAAACCAGACGAUCCGUGUGAAGUUUGGGCUGGCCAUCUCCCAGCUAGUUGAUGUGGAUGAGAAAAAUCAGCGAAUGACAACCAAUGUGUGGAUGAAACAGGAGUGGACUGACAUGAAACUCAGAUGGAACCCUGAUGACUAUCUGGGCAUCACAACUAUCCGAGUACCCUCUGACAGGAUCUGGCUCCCUGACGUUGUACUGUAUGAUAAUUCAGAUGGGCGUUUUGAGGGUACUGUCACCAAGGCUGUUGUAAAGUAUGAUGGAACCAUAACAUGGACACCACCAGCCAAUUACAAGUCAGCCUGCACCAUUGAUGUCACCUUCUUCCCUUUUGACCUCCAGAACUGUUCAAUGAAGUUUGGCUCCUGGACAUAUGAUGGCUCCCAGGUGGACAUCAUUCUGGAGGACUUCCAUGUGGACAAGCGGGACUAUUUUGAUAACGGUGAAUGGGAGAUAGUGAAGGCCACAGGCAGCCGUAGUCUGAGGACAGACGGCAGCUCUUCCUACCCCACCAUCACCUACUUCUUCAUCAUCCGCAGGCUGCCUCUUUUCUACACCCUCUUCCUCAUCAUCCCCUGCAUUGGCCUGUCCUUCCUCACCAUCCUUGUCUUCUAUCUGCCCUCCAACGGCGGCGAGAAGAUCUCUCUCUGCACCUCAGUCCUGGUGUCGCUCACAGUUUUCCUCCUGGUCAUCGAGGAGAUCAUCCCCUCUUCUUCGAAGGCUAUCCCUCUCAUCGGGGAGUACCUGGUCUUCACCAUGAUCUUCGUCACGCUCUCCAUCAUCAUCACCGUCUUUGCCAUCAACAUCCACCAUCGCUCCUCUUCUACACAUCAUGGCAUGGCACCUUGGGUGAGGAAGAUUUUCCUGCAUCGACUGCCUAAGCUGCUGUGCAUGCGCAGCCAUGUGGACCGUUACGCCACAGAUGGAGUGGCCAGAGCGGGAGGAGCAGUAGGACUGGGUAUGAUGAAGGACUCAGCGCCUGAACUGACACCUCUCCUCUACAACAGACAUAACCUACAAGCAGCUUUGGAUUCUAUUCGGUAUAUAACCAUGCAUGUGGUUAAAGAAAAUGAGGUCAGAGAGGUGGUACAAGACUGGAAGUUUGUAGCCCAGGUCCUGGAUCGAAUGUUUCUUUGGGCCUUCCUCCUGGUGUCGAUCCUGGGCUCUGCUCUCCUCUUCAUCCCCGUUAUUUACAAAUGGGCCAACAUCAUCGUCCCUAACCAUGCUGGAAGUACCCUCUAAGAACCACAGUUCAGCUAACCACAAACGGAGGCUAAGCACAUUAACAGCUCGUAAUGGGUCUUAUCUGAAAGACUGAGAUACUGAGAUUACCACUCAGAUAUGGUCCUGCUCCACUUAUUCACUGUCGUUCUGUAAGUCACAGCUGUGCCAGAGAUCAAGCUGCAGAUUCGGGACCUCGUUUGUUGAAUAUAUCCCACAGAGACAUGUUUUUGUUUUAGAGAGAUUUUGAAUCCUGUAUUUGAGUUUAAAGAUAAAUGAAAAGACUCAAUUGAUGUAGUACAUAUGAUUAAAAAAAGACAUUUUUGUCAACAUUUCAUACAUCAAUAAAUUUCAGUACAUUCAUUUUGCCUACUAUACUUGCUGGCAUCAUAGACUGGAGAUUUAUCAUUGGGUCUGGUAGAUAUUAGUAGAUACAAAAUGGCAAGAACACGUCCUGACAGGAUCAUUUAGGAUAAAAGUCCUUAUGAUAAUGGCCCUUAUGGUUAUGCAGGUUACAGGACACAGUGAUGAAUACCAAUUCCAUUCAAUUCAAUCCAUUUCAAUACAACUUUAUCAUCUCUGUAAGGGAAAUUAUAUGCCAGCUCACCACCCAAUCAACAGACACACACACACACACACACACACACACACACACACACAAAAUAGAUGGGAGAAAACCUUCAUUCUCAUUUUACAUACUACUCUAUGUCCGCCUAUUUGCUAUUUAUAGCAUUUGGAAAGAUGACCGCUUUAUCUGCGGGGCAUAAUUCAAAUAAAAGUGAUGGUUCAGCUUUGCUUUCAUGUAAUUCUAGUUUCAGAAAUCUGGAGAACAUUCUUGUAGGUAAACGUGAAAUGUGAUAAAGAGCAAGAACAAGGGAGUGAGAAUAGAACUACGUAUUCCUUCUAAUAAAAGACCUGUAUCUCUAAUAAAAAAACUAUCAUAAUUUAGUGCAUGCAGGUCAGACACUCCUUUUCAGGGACACACAUGGUUUAAUAGUUUCUCUAUUCAUUCUACUUGAUGUGGAAAAGAGAGGUGGCUUUUCUUGCUGGGACUUGAAUUUCAGGUGGCACUUCCUUUCAGCCUGAGGACAAAUCCCACAUUCUUUAUGAGGACUGUAAGACAAUCCUUGGUAGAUCAGUACAGAGAUACCGUGGGACUAUGAUGUUUUUAGCCUACUGUAGCUUAGCACAAAAACCUAGCUCCAUCAAAAGUGAAAAAUAGGUCUUAUAACAACUCCAUAUCUGUCUUGUUAUUUGAUUGAUGUUGCAUGCAGAUUCAUCAGAAGAUGUCAUUUAGAGAAAUGUAUUAAAGGGCCUUAGGUUCACUACACCACCACAUCUCCAAGAACCAGGAAGACACUGUGCUCCAGCAGCUGAGCAGAUCAGCCUUGUUUGACCCUGCACUGCCUCUACAUGGCCAAGUCUUCACAUUACAUGAACCAGCAUGAACACGUUGGUGAAUGUAGUGAGGAAAUCUGUGACAUUCCAGUUCCAUUUCCUACUACACUAAAUAUGGAGACUGUAAGUACAAAUGAUAAACAAAAACAAGCACAGGUACAGAAUGCAAGGUGUUUGUUUUUUUUGUCUUUAUAUUUGGCCCAGGAGUCUUUCGAUUCUUUCAUAGCAGCCCUCUUCAUUUCCAGUUUCCUGUCUUGUCUCCUUUUUAUAAGAGGUUCAAAAAAAAGAUGACAUGCAUGUCUGAUGAGCCAUUGAAUCUGAGGCAAAAAUAAAUGGAUGAAUUCUA